UCGCACUCAGACCCUGCGCCGCAGCACUCAUGGGUUCGGUUCUGGCGCUGAAGUCCAGGUUCAGGUCUCAGCUGUGUGAGAUCAUCACCUCUGAUAUCCUGCACAGUUUUCUGUACGGUCGAUGGAGGAACGUGCUGGGAGAGAAUCCGUGCGAGGAGCCGCAGAGGACCGCCUUCACCGCCGAGGCUCUGGCGCAGUCCUUCCCCGGAGAGGUGCAGAAGCUGUCGAGUCUGGUUCUGCCCAGCGAGGUCAUCAUCGCUCAGAGUUCAGUCCCUGGAGAAGGUCUGGGGAUUUUCUCCAAGACCUGGAUCAAAGUUGGGACCGAGAUGGGCCCGUUCUCCGGGAGCCUCGUGUCCCCUGAGCACGUGGACCUGCGGAAGAACAAUAACCUCAUGUGGGAGUCAAGAAAAAAAAUGGAGGUUUUGAAUGUUUGGAGAACAUUCAGAAAUAAUAACAAUGUGAAUGCUAACAAAACGUUCUCAGAACAUAUUUUUUGUUUGUAUUUCCAGACUAUUCCUCCGGAUCAGGAGCUGCUGGUUUGGUACGGGAGUUCCCACAACACUUUCCUGGGAAUUCCUGGCGUUCCGGGGACAGAGGACGAGCAGCAGAAGAAGAGGAGCGCAGACGACUCUCACGUAUGCGAUGCUGCAUCUUCCUCGCUGUCCUCCUCUUCCUCCUCGUGUCGCAUGCGCUGCGUCAUCUGCCACCGCGGCUUCAACUCCCGCAGCAACCUGCGCUCGCACAUGCGCAUCCACACACUGGACAAGCCCUUCGUGUGCCGCUUCUGCAGCCGCCGCUUCAGCCAGUCCUCCACGCUGCGCAACCACGUGCGUCUGCACACCGGCGAGCGCCCUUACAAGUGCACCGUCUGCCAGAGCGCCUACUCGCAGCUGGCCGGCCUGCGUGCGCAUCAGAAGAGUGCGCGACACAGACCCGCAGGAUCGAACCCGGAGCCUCCGCACGCUCCCCAUCCCGCACUGCUGCGCCACGUCCCCACCAUGGUGCUCUGAGAGCGCAGACGCAGACGGAUCGAGUCCAGGAGCACGCACUUUAAUCAGCACAAACCUGCGGCAAUAAGAGCCACGGCUGGAACCACAGA
Molecule: messenger RNA, 1099 nt
Organism: Sinocyclocheilus rhinocerous
Lineage: Eukaryota; Metazoa; Chordata; Actinopteri; Cypriniformes; Cyprinidae
Product: PR domain zinc finger protein 12-like
Exons: 4
Coding region: 30-1010 (326 amino acids)
Biological process (GO): regulation of gene expression; neurogenesis
Cellular component (GO): nucleus
Molecular function (GO): histone methyltransferase binding
Source: RefSeq, a predicted model, not a curated record